AGCAGAGAGACUGGCCUCUGCUCUUUGCUCUCAGUUAUACAUUCCAGAGGCAGACCAGGGAGGGAGGUGGGACCCGGCCCCCUAUGUGUCGCAAGACCCACCAAGACACGGCAAGACUCUUAAAGGUCAACUGGGCAAAAAAGCAGGGCUUUAGCUAUAAAUACAGAAGGCAUAAGACAUAAGGACACUCAUGGGUCCAUACGGAAUAGACCGGACUGUACACCUCAUGGAGUUUUUGGAUUGCGAGGAUGGAUUGGGAAUUAAAGUCAUUGGUGGUGUGAAGGAGCUCACUGGAGAGGAAUUUGGAGUGUAUGUGAAAAGGAUUUUACCUGGUGGUCUUGCGUCUAUCGAUGGACAUCUGCAAGCUGGAGAUCAGAUCUUGGAAGUCAAUGGGGAAAGUUUAAUAGGCGUUACAAGUGAGAGCGCCGUGGACAUUCUCAGAGCUGCAUCCUCCACGAAUCACAUGCGACUGCUCAUAGCAAGAGACGAGGAGGCGAGGAAAGAAUUCGCUGAGCUGCUGGAGAAAUAUGGGUCCAGCGCUAGCAACGGAUCAAUCCGGAACUCACCCAUCCAGCAAGGCAAGUAUGUGGACAGCACAUCGUCUGGGUCUUCAUCGCGGUCACAGAGCCCCCUGCUGCUGAGCCCGGCCGGCUCUCAAUGUGCCUACAGUGGGACUGGGCUCCUAAUGCGACCUAUAAGCCUCCCGGGAGAUGGUCUCAUCCAGCUGAUCAGCGUGACUCGCUCCUGCAGCCUGGGCAUCGCCAUCGGCGGAGGCUCCAACAGACCCGAUGGGCCGGCCAUCUUCAUCCAGGACGUGCUGGCUGGGAGCGACUGCCACAGGGAUGGACGACUGAAACCUGGAGAUCAGCUAAUCGCCAUCAACAAGGAGUCGCUGAUAGGGGUUACGCAUGAAGAGGCUAGAGGCAUCAUUAACAAGGCCAAAUUCAGCCAAGACACUUUUGUGGACAUUGCCUUCAUUCCCGGGAAAAGUCUAGUGUCCAGUGGCACUGGUGUACAAAACGGAGUGCAGAAGGGUGUAGGGAAUGGAUGCAGCUCCUAUCGGAUAAAGGUCCGUGGAAGAUCUCCGGAGAGAGCCCCCGCAGAGCCCACCUCCAACGCACACGUGUCAGCUCCUCCCACCAGCUCACUGAGAACAGCCACGACUGCCAAACCGAAGAUCGCCCUGGACCCAAACAUCCGCCUGAGGUCACAGAAGCUGGACCUGGCUCUCACGUACUUGGGAUUGGAGGUUACAGAAGAGGAGAAGAGGAAGCUGAUACACGUCUUGACCAUUGAUUCUCAAGGCAGUGUGGCCUAUGGAGAUUUCGUAGAGGCAGUGCGAGACGUCUUUCAAAACAAGCUAGAGGAAGCAGGCCUGGCCCAAGGACCCUUCAUGUUCUCCUACCAUGAAGCAGCCAGCUUGGUGGACACCUCCGCCUUCCACUCUCCGAGUUAUGAGCUGGGACACAGCUACAGCAAUGAGGGGAUUGAGCCAUUUGAGGCGGACUUUUCCCACGUGCAGGAGAAGACGAGGCAGUUAAAGACACUACUGAAAGACAUGGAGAACAGCAAGAGGACCCUCGAGGAAGAGCUGCAGAAGAGCGCCGAGAGGGCCGAGGCCAUGCUGGCAGAGAACCGGGAGCUGAGGAGCAGGCUGCAGGAGGCGGAGGCGGCUCAGCGGCAGACCUGCGGGGCAGAGCAGGACUACGAGGAGGUCAUCUGUCUGCUGGAGGCGGAAAUCAGAGAUCUGAAGAACCAGCUGGCGGCGUACAGGAAGAAGAGCAUGGAGCCCACCAAAGAGGACAUCAUGGAGCUGAACCGCAGACUGUCUGCCAUCGGCUGUCAGCUGAGGAAGUCGGAACUCAGUAGGAAACAACUGGAAAUUUCCAACAAGAAGCUGCUGGGUUUUGUGCAGAAUGUUCACAAAGUGCUAACCUCCACCAGUUUAUUUGGGUCAGACUUUGGCUUGUCUUAUAGAAGCUUCGAAGUGGCUCCAUCACUGGAAAAUCCUGACACCCCCUUUGUCAUCCGGGACCCUGCCGGUCAGCUGGUCGCCGAGGCCAAGGAACUGGUAGAUGGGGUGCGGGUGCUUAACAUCGAGGAUGCACUAGCGUCGGACGUGGACAAGGGCAGGCGUCAGGAGGCACCGGCAGACCCCGCAGAUCCAGCACCUCUGAGCCCUGAAGUUGGGCCCCUUUGCUCGCGCUCUGUCCAGGUGAGACGCCUGCAGGACCUUCCCACCAGCUAACACGCCUCCCAUUAAAUGACUCUGAGGCUACAGCGCUCACACGUGGUAACGUUUGCCGGUGUAGUGUGCUGUAAAUUUGCACUGUGAAUAACAGUCCUGCACCGGUAACAGAGGGUGUGAAAUUUCGAAACCAUUGCUUCUUCCCCUUCAGCCAUUCUGAUUCACCGUCUCCAGUUCCCCGGACCUUUUGCCAAAGAGUAACUGUUAGCUACAGCCUGAACAUAUUACACAUGGAUCCAUGUGAACCAACCAAGCAUAUAAGGGAUAAAAUGAAGCUGGCUGAUGUACAUUUCAUAUAUUUAUAGUACUAAGACACAUUAGUGAGUGUUACGCGUUACUGUCUGCUGUUCUGACUUCAGACCUUCAAUUAUCUUUUCUAAAUACGUCUGUAUGUAUGUUAUGUACAUGAGAAAAACAGCAACAGAAAAUAGUAUUGAUAUAAAGGUGUCACUUUGCACUGUGCAAUCAGAAUGUUUCGUGGAAUGUUCCAGAACAUGGAAAGAACAUUCAGGUGGUUCUCUUCUUCUUCUUCAUCCGUUUCUCUCUUCCUUUUCUUUUCCUGAAUGCAUUGGAUCAGUGAGCCUGUGUUGUGAUGUUAGUGCACUGGGGGGGUUUAUUACUGAUGCAUUUAUCUGUUAAACAAUUUCACCGAAGUCUUACCUGUGCUGCUUUCAUCACUACAACAGAGCUUAGAAACACCAGUGUUAAACAGGUGUUUACAUAUGUAAGUCAUUGCGCAAUAAGUGUGAGUAUUUCUGGCGGAAUCCUGUAAUAGAGCUUGUACCUGUGGUCCAACAGAGUUUCCUGCUAUAACCAACGUAUGUCAGAAAUUUGCCAUGCAGACUUUAUCACAAAGCUAAAGCGAGUGAUCUCCAGUACCCGACCAGACCAGAGGUGGCCAAUAUGAUAAGACAGCACGAGAAAUGGAUCUGGGAUCCAGCAGCUCUUUAUAAUCCAAAUGGGAAAAUCCGUUAUACCAUUGGAUAUAGGACACUGCACGCCAUUCCCUGUAUAAUUAAUUCAGUGUACACAGAAAAAAUGUAUAUCAGUUUAAAAAGGUAUUUAAAAAUGUAUAUCAAUUAAACAUGUUAAAUAUUAUUGCUACUACAUUAAUGGUUUGUUUUAUUACUGGUCAUGCUGUAAAAGAUAACUAUUAUAACUAAAUGCUACAGUAUGCUUGGCAUCAGUUUUUAGUUUUAUUUUUAUUAAAGGAAUAAGAACUA
Brienomyrus brachyistius is the source of this 3471-nucleotide messenger RNA. Its product is annotated as syntaxin-binding protein 4. The record is from RefSeq and is a predicted model, not a curated record. The coding region runs from base 191 to 2248 and encodes 685 amino acids. The transcript is spliced from 22 exons. NCBI's taxonomy places the organism in Eukaryota, Metazoa, Chordata, Actinopteri, Osteoglossiformes, Mormyridae. Gene Ontology annotation, molecular function: protein binding.